CAGCGAAGGAGAGCAUACUGUUCGUCUGUAUUGUCACGUUCCAGAGAACCGUCGCAAUAUAAUACAGCUUGUCGUUAGAGCUCACUUGGAUUCAAUAAUAUCAGUCGGUGCACAUUUCGUGAGAAUAGAUGUGUAAGGUUCAUGAGGGACAUGCUUGUACUAGCUCCUCUCCGAAUGUACGGAUAUUUAUUAGUCGGACUUCUAACCGCCUGUGUAGAUUGCCCUGAAACAACAUGUUCUCCAGGUUUCUGGGGCCCAGAGUGCGAUGAGCCCUGCCCGACCAACUGUGACGAGGAGGAAUCAACCAAGAAAGUCUACUGUGACAAACCAACUGGCAACUGUGCUGAAGGCUGUAAAGCAGGAUACUACAAGCCACGUUGUGAUGAGAGAUGCAAGGACUGCACAAGUGGACGUUGCAUGCAAGUGGAUGGUGCCUGUUUGCCAGGGGGAUCGUCUGGGGUUCUUCACCCCAACACACUUCUCGUAAUGCUGGGUAUACUGAAUCUAGUCUAUGGAAACAGAAUAGCCGUGAUAACUCUUACCCUGUCAUAUCUAGUCGUUUAUGCUGAUGCCUGUGGCUGCACGUACUGUAAACAUCUGCAGUGUGACUCCUCUGGACAUUGUCUUCAUGGAUGUGCUGAGUCUUACAACUAUGGUCCAAAAUGUCAAUAUGAGUGCCCGAAUAAUUGCAAUGACCUUCAGUGUACGGUAGCCACAAAUGGACAACCUAAAUGUGCGGCAGGGUGCAAAGACGGAUUCUGGGGAACUCACUGCGCCAUUCCCUGUAACAAGAGAUGUGGAAGAUGUAACGGCGUUGACGCAUGCCUGUCCUGUAAUUCCCAUUACUUUGGACCUGAUUGUCAGUCCGACUGCAUUGAGAAGUGCAAGGGGAUGUCUUGUAAUCCAGAUGGCACCUGCAGAUCAGACACGUGUGUUGACGGGUGGUAUGGUCCGUACUGCCACAUAGAGUGUUCCUCCACAUGUAAAACCUGUGAUAAAGUCACGGGGACGUGCACCAGCUGUGAUGUUGGCUGGUAUGGUCUGGACUGUGCAGAUCAAUGUCCCCAAAUUCCAGAUAGCACCUUCUGUUCAAGGCUGCGUGACGCAGACAUAUGCCCAGUUUGCGCUUAUAAAAGUCACGUAAAACCGGACAUUUGUGGUUCCCCAUCCAAUUGGAAUCUUUUCACAAACAUCGGGCUUCUCUGCUUGUCAACAAUGACGGUUCUGGCCCUGAGUACAGCCUGAUGUCACCGUUAGGAAACCCAGCACCAUAUGGACGACAGCAGAUGAUCGAACCCGGGCAACGAAACCAGAAACAUUGAUUUUUAUUUCAUUGUUUGUUGAAAUACUUCUAUAUCUACCUCCUAAAACCUCCGUAACCGAUGUGUGGAUAUGCCUGGAUAAGUGAGCCCGCCCGAUUUCGAUGGGAUCAGGAUUUCUUAAAAUACAUUUAAGUUAGAGAACUGAAUUUUUAAAUGAUUGAGUUACAAAAUAUCUCGUCCUAGAUUAAUGGGAACACGUUUAUAUGUGAAAGCAUGCUAAAUAUGUGAAAGCAUGCUAAAAGUGUGUUGCCGUGUCAAGCCGUCUCGUCAUCUCAACACGAAAUCCUCCACAUACAAAUAGAAAGUAAGAGAUGUGGAAAGAAAUAUAAUUACAUUCAAGGAGAAAUCAUGAUCAAAACAGUAAAGCAGCAAUGAUCAAGGGCCAUAAGUGGUUGAAAGAAAUUGUGACACUAUUUGUAAAUCUCUUAUAUAAAGUUUGUCCUAAAGUCACGCAGUGUGCACGGACUUGUCAAGGAUGGAGCAAGGGCCAUAACUCUGUACAAAUAUUUUAAUACAACAAUAAAACCGGAUUACACAGAGUCCGGAUUUGACAGAUUCCACUGUAUAUCAAUUUUCGAACUCAUUUGAGAUCGGGACCACUAACGUCAAUGCGUAAUUUCCAUUUCACUAACUUAAACAGUUAUACUUAUCUACUGUUGACUUUAGAGUAAUACAAACCCCAGUGUGGACGUGUUUCCCCCCUUUUACGUGUAUUUGUGUACGGUUUGUUUUGCAUUGAUUUACAGGUUAUAGUUAUAGACAUCAGCCGGUAUUGCAAGCUGACUGUAUCUAUACAGAGAUUUAUUAGUUUCCCUUAUGAUUCAUGGCAUAUAUUUCCAACGGCUAUAAACACCCCCAAACCUCUUUUCGUGAUUUUCGUAAACUCACUAUAAACGCCCAAUGAUGAAUUACUUAAUUCACUUAAUACGGUAAAGUACCGUGCUUGCCCCCAUUGUUUGGGGUUCAGGACAGGCUUGCUGGGGAUCUGCCUGUCUGAACUGAUAGGCCACAGGUUACUGGUUAUUACAUAUUGGUUGUUUUCAGAUGAUGUUGGCGUUAUAUAUUAUCAAGCGUUGGUUGACAUACCAGUAUUGAUUUUGGGUGGUGCCAUAUCUAGGAAUAUUAUUAUUAUUAUCGUAGGAUAUUUAAAUAGAGCACAUAUCCAGGCAACUAGUUCAUGCUCACGCAUGCGCUGGUAAUUUUUCCCUCGAUCAUUGGAUGUCAAUCUCAACGGCACAUUGUAGUAUCAAUCUCAACUCCCUGGGGAGUAUACAACUCUUGCAGCCACUAGGCGCACCGAGUUAUUGUGGCUUUCUCAUCCUAACGAAGUACGAAUAUGUUAUGGUAUAUUUUGUUUUGCACGGUAUAGAUAUAUGAUGUAAGGUGUUAUAUAUAAGGACUAAUAUUGUUGCCAUGGAAAAGUGUGGGUUGAUAAUGGUGCCAUGGUGAGGUUUUGGCUGUCAAUGAUUCAUUACAUUUCGCCCAACCAAAGGAUAUGCUGGCCAAUAAUAAAGCUAGUUGGAACAUUAUACUACGCACAACUGAACUCACUGUAUACUGUUUUCAUCUUGAUUUCGCUGAUGAAGUGUCCCUAAAAUAUAUGGCGUAUGUUUAACAACGCUUUAUGUACAGUGAUAAACAACCAGGCAAAAGUAUAUAUAUAUGCAUAUAUUACAUAGAUAAAUAAAGACAGAAUGCCUUUUUCUCCAA
Haliotis rubra (blacklip abalone) is the source of this 3032-nucleotide messenger RNA. Its product is annotated as platelet endothelial aggregation receptor 1-like. Gene Ontology annotation, molecular function: scavenger receptor activity. The transcript is spliced from 6 exons. Lineage: Eukaryota; Metazoa; Mollusca; Gastropoda; Lepetellida; Haliotidae. Bases 142 to 1245 code for a protein of 367 amino acids. The record is from RefSeq and is a predicted model, not a curated record.